CAGCUCGGCGCAUGCGCGGGUCCAGCCUGCGCCGUCGGUACGCCGCGCCGCCGCCUCGGGAUUCUCCGCACCUGCGCCGCUCCCCCCCGCCCCCAGCAGCCCCGCCAUGGCCGACGGGCGCUUGAGGCAGAUCAAGAUCAAGACCGGCGUCGUGAGGCGAUUGGCAAAAGAAAAAGUUAUGUAUGAAAAAGAAGCAAAACAGCAAGAAGAAAAGAUUGAAAGAAUGAAAGCUGAAGCAUGUGAUGAUUAUGGAAUUAAGAAGCAGAUUGAGAUCUUACAAGAGUCACGAAUGAUGAUUCUGGACUGCCAGCGCAGAUUAGAAGUUGCACAUGCAGAUCUUACUCAACUACUAGAAAAUGAAAAAGAAUUGGAAGAAGCCGAAGAGUACAAAGAAGCACGUUCCAUACUGGAGUCAGUGAAGCUGGAAGCGUAGAAGUUUUUCAGUAUUCUCUUUGUAUGCAUUAGCACUGGGUCCAUUCCACACUUUAAUUUGACUAUGGCUCUAUUACUAUUGUUGACUUGCUAAGGUUCCCUUUAUGCAAACCAGCCUUUCUCAAACUGCAAGAUAUAUCAAAUAAAGGGUGUUCUGAAACUUCUGUGUUCCAUAUUCAGGCAAAAUAGAAACAUUAUCAGUUCAGUUCACUUAAAUUACAAAAAGGAAAAACAGCACUGAUUUAAUGUAAGUGUAAUAGCUAAUAUACAGAACUUAAUCUGUACAAUUAAGGCUAAGAAACAAAGUUGAGCUAUGUAAGGCAUGUGAGGGACCAAUAUAUACUUUCGAAUGAGAUAAAAUGGUUUGGGUUGCAAGGGGCCUUCAUCUAAUUCCAACUUCCCUGCUGUGGGCUUUACAAGCACCUUAUACUGAAAUAAUUUCAAGCCAUUACGGCAUAACAAUCUGUAGUGAAAAAGGAGAUGGACUACCUGACCCUUCAAAGUCACCCACCUUUUUUCUACAAUGUAAUUUAUCUGUAAUUUUAUCAAGUAUGUACUCCUUGUUUACCUUUGAGCUCAUGACAGAAUUAAGAGCUGAUUCCAAAUCUUUCUCAGGUUGCCUGGGGUUGAUUUGUAGAGCCCUAUUCAUACUAUUACCAUGGAUCAAAAAUCUGUUACUUUUUCAAGAAACUGAAUUUAGCAGCUGACUCGUAUGUUGUCAGGUGGAUCUGCUGGUAAGAAUUCUGGACUGAAUGCUUUUCCUGAAAGCACCUUGGCCUAAGUGAGGGAAGUUUUUUGUUUUGGUUUUUUUUGUUUUGUUUUGUUUUUUGAACAAAGCUUAAACCCCGGAAGUUGGAAGAGAACUAAUGGGUAAGGGAACAAUGCUUGAUCUGCUUGGAAGACCAUUGAAACAUUAUGUACAAAAGCUGUGGUUCUUUCAGAAUAGCUUCUCUAAACAGUAAGCUCUGAUUAUGAACAAGAAAGCUUUUUACUUUACUUUUCCUAGUUUGAAAGUGUUCUGGCAUGUUCCUUAAAGGCACGAGAAAGCAGAGUGUACCUUUUGUGUGGUGCUAUAUUGAAUACUCUUAAUAAAAUUUUUUGUUAAUUUGCCUGA
This is a messenger RNA of Phalacrocorax carbo (great cormorant), 1546 nucleotides long. The record is from RefSeq and is a predicted model, not a curated record. NCBI's taxonomy places the organism in Eukaryota, Metazoa, Chordata, Aves, Suliformes, Phalacrocoracidae.